Molecule: messenger RNA, 1917 nt
Organism: Neurospora tetrasperma FGSC 2508
Lineage: Eukaryota; Fungi; Ascomycota; Sordariomycetes; Sordariales; Sordariaceae
Exons: 3
Coding region: 78-1763 (561 amino acids)
Biological process (GO): transmembrane transport; amino acid transport
Cellular component (GO): membrane
Molecular function (GO): transmembrane transporter activity
Source: RefSeq, a predicted model, not a curated record
CGAAUAUCUGCAUUGACGUCACAGGAAGCAUCACAUCCAGCCCCGUCCCGCUGUUGCAGCUCCUCCUCCUCCGUGCCAUGAGUACAACGGCCGCCAAGGCGAGCGGCAGCUAUGCCGCCGGACCGCCCGACAUUCUUCGCCCGCGCAGCCACGACCUCGGUGGUGAGGUGGCCUCGGCCAGUGACGGCGAUGACCUCCUCAACGCCCUCGGCUACAAGGCCGAACUAGCGCGCACCCGCUCGACGUGGCACGUCGCCUUCAUGUCCUUCGUCCUUGCCUCGAUUCCUUACGGUCUGGCCACCACCCUGUACUACCCGCUGCAAAACGGCGGUCCCGUCGUUGUCAUCUGGGGCUGGGUCAUCAUCAGUGCCAUCAUUCUCUGCGUUGCGGCUUCUCUUGGUGAAAUCACUUCGGUUUAUCCUACGGCUGGCGGUGUCUACUACCAGACUUUCAUGAUUGCGCCCGCCAAGUAUCGGAGAGUGUCAGCCUACAUUUGCGGAUGGGCCUAUGUCGUUGGCAAUAUCACGAUUACCUUGGCUGUGAACUUUGGUACGGCUCUGUUUUUUGUCGCUUGUGUCAAUGUCUUCCAAAAUGAGGACGGCAGCGAUAUCUGGCAGGCGGAGACCUACCAGAUCUUCCUGGUAUUUCUGGCUAUUACGUUGCUGUGUAACGCCAUCUCAGCGCUGGGCAACAAGAUCCUGCCUCUUUUGGAUACCUUCGCCAUCGUCUGGACCUUCGUCGGCCUCAUUUGCAUCCUCGUCACCAUCCUCGUCGUAGCCAAGGAAGGCCGCCACUCCGGCGCUUACGCUUUCGGCCAUUUCGAGCCCACCUCCGGCUGGCCCAAGGGUUGGGCCUUCUGCGUCGGUCUCCUGCAUGCCGGCUACGCCACCUCUUCGACUGGCAUGAUUAUCUCCAUGUGCGAGGAAGUCCAGCGCCCCGCCACCCAGGUGCCCAAGGCCAUGGUCAUCACCAUCGUCAUCAACGCUAUCGGCGGCCUGGUCUUCAUGAUUCCCCUCAUGUUCGUCCUCCCUGACAUUGCCAUGCUGGUCGCCUUGCCGUCCGGUCAGCCCGUCCCCACCAUCCUCAAGUCCGCUGUCGGCUCCUCUGUUGGAGCUAUCUGCUUGCUUAUUCCCCUGAUGGUCUUGGGUAUCCUCUGCGGCACUGCUUGCACCACCGCCGCCUCUCGCUGCACUUGGGCAUUUGCUCGCGACGGUGCCAUCCCCGGGGCCAGGUGGUGGAAGGAGGUGCACACCGGUCUGGAUCUGCCGCUGAACGCCAUGAUGUUGUCCAUGGUCAUCCAAAUCUUGCUGGGCGUCAUUUACUUUGGUUCGUCGGCGGCUUUCAACGCCUUCAGUGGCGUUGGUGUCAUUUGCUUGACCAUUUCAUACGCGGUGCCCAUUGCCGUAUCGAUGAUUGAAAAGCGGAAGCAUGUCAUUGGUGCCAAGUUCCCGCUGGGCAAGUUUGGGUGGUUUUGCAACAUUAUUGCUUUGGCCUGGUCCUUCUUCGCAGUCCCCCUCUUCUGCAUGCCCGCCUACAUCCCCGUUAGCGCCGGCACCGUCAACUACGCCCCUGUUGUCUUCGUCGGCUUCACCUCCGUUUCUCUGGCGUGGUACAUCACCUGGGGCCACAAGAACUACGCCGGCCCGCCCACAGAACAGGUUGGCGAGGAUGUCGCGACCAUGAAUACAGGUGCCGCAUCGGCGAUCCCUGGCGAUGUCAAGAAGCCAGUGCCGGUAGAGGGAUCCUUGGGGAAGAAGGAUUGAAAGGUGGCCAAGUGGACGCUGGCUGCCAUUCCCCCCUAUCAACUAGGGUGAAAGAGAAAAAGAACAGAGCGAUGAACUGUUUCAUGUAUAGAUUAUAUGACUCUUGGAUAUGAAAAGCGAGAUGGUAAUGUUAAUGAAUUGGAUAUACUUGAGA